This is a messenger RNA of Myiozetetes cayanensis, 2819 nucleotides long. RefSeq names its product poly(A) binding protein interacting protein 2B (gene PAIP2B). Gene Ontology annotation, cellular component: cytoplasm. NCBI's taxonomy places the organism in Eukaryota, Metazoa, Chordata, Aves, Passeriformes, Tyrannidae. Bases 86 to 463 code for a protein of 125 amino acids. The transcript has 4 exons. Gene Ontology annotation, biological process: negative regulation of translational initiation. Gene Ontology annotation, molecular function: mRNA regulatory element binding translation repressor activity. The record is from RefSeq and is a predicted model, not a curated record.
GUGUCCCCGGCGGGAGGGGCGGGGCCUGGCGGCGGCGGCGGCGGAGAGCGCGGAGCGGGACCGGCCGGGCCGAGAGUCCGUAAGGAUGAAUGGCUCCGAGCUCGCCAGCACCACGGCAUCCAGUCCCAAAUCCAAGGAGGAGCAGGUGGUGAACGGGCACGAUGAGAAGGAGAACAAUCCCUUCGCCGAGUACAUGUGGAUGGAGAACGAGGAGGACUUCAACAGGCAGGUGGAGGAGGAGCUGCAGGAGCAGGAAUUCCUCGACCGCUGCUUCCAGGAGAUGCUGGAGGAGGAGGACCAGGACUGGUUCAUCCCGUCCCGGGACCUGCCCCAGGGGGUGGGGCAGCUGCAGCAGCAGCUCAACGGGCUCUCGGUGGGGGACGGGCACAGCUCCGAGGACAUUCUGAGCAAAAGCAACUUGAAUCCAGAUGCCAAGGAGUUUGUGCCGGGCGUGAAGUACUGACAGGCCAGGCCUGGAGAGAGACUGAGUCCCUGCUGCAGGGAAUGCCAGGGGAUAGAGGGGGGACAGCCCGGCUGGACUCGGCGCCGGGAUCUGCUCCAGCUUCAAGUACCUGUUUUUUUCCUCCUUUAUUUUUUUUUUUUAACACUUUGUAUCGUCCCAUCACCUUUUUUUGGCGGUUUUUUGCUUCCUGGGACGUGUUGGCCCUCGGGCCUGUCCUGGAUUCCAGCCUCUCCCUGCUCCAGAGGCCCAUUCCUGCGUGUGCUUCGGCCCUGCUAGUGGGAAGAUCCUGGGAAGAUCGGGUGUGCUUGUUUCAGUAGGAUUUUUAGGGCUCCCCUGCCAGGCUGGAGCUGCACUGGCCUUCCCCCAUUCCCCUAAAGUGGAUUUCUUCACUCCAGGUGAAGUGCACCAAGCUGUGAUCCCGAAAUUCCUCCAGGCAGCCGCUGCCCCGGCUCCACGAUGGAAGCUGAGCACUCAUUCCCACAUUCCCGUGCUGGCAGGGGGGUCCUUCCUGCUCCAGCGGUUCUGGGGAUGCUCAGGGGGCCCAGACCCCCCAGGCAUCAACCCCUGGGAAGGGCAGCUCCUCCCAAACUCCUCCUUCAGGAAUUCCCUCCCCAGCUCUUGAGCUCAUCCAACACUACAGGCCGUGGCUCUGAAGCCUCAGCAUCCGAAUUCCUCUUGGAUUUAAAUCCGUUCUUGGCACAGAGGAGGGGUGGGGGGGGUUGUGGAGCAGCUUCCCUGGGACAGGAGCAGGAUCCUCCUUUGGGCUGAGCCUGAGCCCCGAGGAGCCCCCCCCGAGGGAUGAUUUUGGGAGGGCAUGGGCAGGUCCUGGGGCUGGUCCCUUUUCCCUUUUCCAAGGCUCUGGUGCUGCCUUCAGCAGAGGCCCUGGAGCAGCUGUUGGAGCAGGAUCCGUGUCUGAGCUCCUGGGAACCUCCUUCCCCACCCAUGGGAGCUGCAGCUCCCAAACCACGGCCCUGGCACUUCCAGGGGUCUAAAUCGGGGGCUGAAUGGGAUCCUUCAGAGAGCUAGGGCUGGAAAUCCCCAUCCAGGGAAAGUGGGAGCUCCUAGGGGUCAGAAAUCCCUGUCCAGGCAAUACAGGUGUGUCCCAGGGCCAGCAAUGCCUGCCCAGAGAAAGGAGGAGCUCCUUGGGGUAGGAAAUCCCUAUCCAGGGAAAGUGGGAGCUUGCCAGGUUAGAAAUCCCUGAGAAAGCAGGAGGUUCCCUGGGUCAGAAAUCCCUACCCAGGGACCCCUUUUUGGGGUCAUAAAUCCCUGUCCAUGGAAAAUGGGAGCUCUUUGUGGUCACAAAUCCCUAUCCAGGGAAAUUAGGAGCUUCCCAAAUUUGGGAAUCUCUAUCCAGGGAAAUCAGGAGCUUCCUGGGGUUGGAAAUCCAUGAGAAAACAGAAGCUUCUCCAGGUCAGAAAUAUAUAUCCAGGGAAAUUAGGAGCUUCCCAGGUCAGAAAUCCAUGAGAAAACAGGAGCUGCUUGGGCCUAGAGAUCCUUAUCCAGAGAAACCAGGAACUUCUAAGGUUUGGAAAUCUACAUCCAGGGAAAGCAGGAGCCUCCCAGGGUCAGAAAUCCCUAUCCAUGGAAAACGGGAGCUUCCUGGGGUCAGAAGUCCCUAUCCAGAGAAACCAGGAGCUUUCUGGGCUUGGAAAUUCCUACCCAUAGAAAGUGGGGGCUCCUGGAGGUUGGAAAUCCAUAUCCAGGGAAAGUAGGAGCUCCUGGGGGUCAGAAAUCCCCAUCCAGAGGAAAAGGGAGCUUGUCACGGUUAUAAAUGCAUGGAAAGCGGGAGCUCCCGAUCCAGGACAAUUGGCACAGUUCCCGCUGGAUGAGCCGCCGCUCAUCCGUGUAAAUCCCCCUCCCGGGCGCGGUUCCCCCCCAGUCCCGCCCCUAAAGGAGCCGCUAAUGGAUCGGGAUGGGGAUCCCGAUGGCCAUUAACUCUCGGGGCCAUCGGACCGUGAACAAGGGCUGAGCCCACGGAAUUCCCUGCUCCCAGUGCGCCCCGGAGCCUCCCGGUUCUCCCAGCUCCGGCUGCCGGGCUUAAUCCCGGCGCUGAACCCCGGCUGGAACCAGCAGCCCUAUGGAAGCCCCAUCCAAGUAUUCCAGGUUGGGGUGAGUUCUCCCCUUUCCCGGUGCCUUCCUGGCCGGGCAGGAUGGGAUCCAGGGAGCUGGGAUGGGCAGCGGGAACUGGGAUGGGCAGCGGGACACUGGGUGAACCCCUGGAGCGAUCCCACUCCCCCCUUUCCUUUUCCCUCUUCCCCUUUGAUUUCCUACUCCCUCCCCCUCCACGUGCUGUAAAUUUCGGACAAGGCGUUAUCAAAAAUAAACUUUUUUUGGAAGGGAGCGGGGCCAGAGUUUU